AUGGCUAUAGAAACUUCAAUUCCAUCAGAAUAUUACGAUGAUAAUUAUAUCCCAGGAACAACAAACAUUUUAACAGGGCAACAAAAUGAAUUAAAUUCAAUAACAUCAACAAAAUCAAUCAAAAGAGAUAAAAAUGGGUUAGUACUUAUUCCACAACCAACUGAUUCACCAAAUGAUCCAUUAAAUUGGUCCAAUGUACGCAAGUAUUGGAAUUAUUUCUUAUUAAUUUUUUAUACUGCUUUAACUGCUGCAACUUCAAAUGAUGCAGGAGCUACACAAGAUUCACUUAAUGAACGUUAUGGAAUUUCAUAUGAUGCAAUGAAUACUGGUGCUGGUGUAUUAUUUGCUUCGAUUGGUGUUGCGGCUUAUUUGUUAUCACCAGCUCCUGAUUUAUACGGAAGAAAGAUUGCUUAUCUUUUGUGCUUGCUCGUUGGACUUGUGGGUUGUAUCUGGUUCGCAGUCAGCAGAAGAACAUCAGACACUAUAUGGUCACAGUUAUUUGUUGGUAGUUCUGAAGCAGCUGCUGAAUCUUUAGUUUUAUUGUCUAUUACAGAUUUAUUUUUUCAAAAUCAAUUAGGUUUCCAUAUGUUUUUAUAUAUUUUCAGUACUUCUGUUGGUACCUUUUUAGGACCUUUAAUAGCUGGAUAUAUUGCUCAUUAUCAAUCUUUUAGAUGGGUUGGUUGGUGGGGUGCUAUCAUAUGUGGUGCUACUUUAGUGAUAUUCAUAUUCUUUUAUGAAGAAACUUCGUUUGAAAGGUAUUUGUAUGCUAAAGUUUAUGAUUCUACUUCAAUUGAUGGAGAUUAUGAUGUUACUAAUGAUAAAGACAUUAUUGUUAAAGAAGAUGAUGAUAAAAAAUCUACAAUUGAUACAAAAAUUUAUAACGAGGCAGAACCUCAUCAACAUCCUGUUAGUUCAAAUAGAGAAUUAGCUGAUAUUAAAACCAAUGAAAUGUUCAACAUUGAUCCAGAAACAAAAGAGGAAAAACCAAGACCUUAUUAUAAAAGUAUAGCGUUAAUUACACCAGCUAGUUUUUUGGUAGGUACAGGAUUCAAACAAUACCUUAAAAGAUUAUGGCUUUACUUAAAAGUAUUUAGAUUUGAGAUUGUCGUAUGGUCAGGAUUAAUGUGGGGUUUUCAAGAUGUCUUGUUAUCGUUUUACUUAACUACUGAAGAAACUAUAUUUUAUGAUCCACCGUACAACUAUUCUGAUUUUGGAGUAGCCAAUUUAAAUAUUGCAACUUUAGUAGGUAGUAUUAUAGGUUGUUUUUUGGCCGGUUAUGUUUCUGAUUAUUAUGUUUCUUGGAUUGCUAAAAGAAAUGGUGGGUUAUAUGAGCCAGAAUAUAGACUAUAUUUAUUAUUUAUUACAUUAAUUCUAUCACCAGCUGGUUUAAUUAUGUUUGGAGUAGGUAGUGAUAAGCAAUGGUCACCCGUUUGCAUAUACGCUGGGCUAGCUUUUGUCGGAUUUGGCUUUGGAAGUGUUGGUGAAUUGGCCUUAUCAUAUACAGUAGAUUGUUACCCUGAGAUAACCAUCAUAUCGAUGGUGAUAGUUGCUCUUAUCAAUAAUUUGUUGGCUUGUGUUUUUACAUUUGUUUGUUCAUUAUGGCUAGACGCUUCUGGCACAACUAAUACUUAUAUUGCUUUAGCUGUUAUAGAAUUUGCUUUAAUCGCUUUAAUUAUACCCUUGAUAUACUAUGGUAAAAGAAUUAGACAAAAAUCUAAAAAGAAUUAUAUUGAAUUGAUUGAAUUGCUUAAUGGAUUGAAAUGA
Molecule: messenger RNA, 1764 nt
Organism: Lodderomyces jiufengensis
Lineage: Eukaryota; Fungi; Ascomycota; Pichiomycetes; Serinales; Debaryomycetaceae
Exons: 1
Coding region: 1-1764 (587 amino acids)
Biological process (GO): transmembrane transport
Cellular component (GO): fungal-type vacuole
Molecular function (GO): transmembrane transporter activity
Source: RefSeq, a predicted model, not a curated record